ACUCAAACCAAACAAGAGAGAAAGGAUUAACCCAAACUUCAACCAAACCUUCACCUUCUCCUGUUCUCUCACCUUGAUCUCUAUUUUCCUCCGCUUUCCCACCACCAAACAUCAAUGGAGCCCCAAGAAUUCAUUUUCCGGUCGAAGCUCCCUGACAUUUACAUCCCAAACCACCUCCCACUCCACACCUACUGCUUCGAAAACCUCUCCCAAUUCAAAGACCGCCCCUGUCUCAUCAAUGGCGCCAACGGCCUCACAUACACUUACGCCGACGUAGAGCUCACCGCGCGCAAGGUCGCCGCCGGCCUCGACAACCUCGGCAUCAAGCAAGGUGAGGUGAUCAUGCUUUUGCUCCAAAACUGUCCGGAAUUCGCCUUCGCGUUCCUCGGCGCGUCGUACAUCGGGGCCGUCAGCACGACGGCGAACCCUUUUUACACUCCGGCGGAGGUGGCGAAGCAGGCGAAGGCGUCGAACGCUAAACUCAUCAUUACCCAAGCUUUGUACUCCGACAAAGUGAAAGACUUCGCGAAAGAAAACGGCGUGAAGGUCAUGUGCAUUGACUCUCCCCUGGACGACUUUUUGCAUUUCUCCGAGUUGACAGAUAUCCCGGCCGUGAAAAUCAACCCGGACGACGUCGUGGCGCUUCCGUAUUCGUCGGGCACGACCGGGCUUCCCAAAGGAGUCAUGUUGACGCACAGGGGGCUGGUCACCAGCGUGGCGCAGCAGGUUGACGGUGAAAACCCAAACUUGUACUUUCACAGCGGGGAUGUGAUACUGUGCGUUUUGCCGUUGUUCCAUAUCUAUUCCCUGAAUUCGGUUCUUCUUUGCGGGUUGCGGGUCGGGGCGGCGAUUCUGAUUAUGCAGAAGUUCGAGAUUGUGAAAUUGCUGGAGCUGGUUCAGCAAUACAAGGUGACAAUCGCGCCGUUUGUCCCUCCGAUUGUUUUGGCAAUCGCCAAGAGCCCAGACGUCCAAUGGUACGACGUGUCGUCGAUCCGGACGGUGAUGUCCGGAGCAGCGCCGAUGGGGAAAGAGCUAGAGGAUGCCGUUAGAGCCAAGCUUCCUAAUGCCAAACUUGGUCAGGGUUAUGGGAUGACUGAAGCUGGACCAGUGCUCGCAAUGUGCUUGGCAUUUGCAAAGGAACCGUUGGAGAUAAAAUCAGGUGCAUGUGGGACCGUCGUAAGAAACGCUCAGAUGAAGAUCGUUGACCCCGAGAACGGCGCUUCGCUUCCACGAAAUCAAGCUGGAGAGAUUUGCAUCAGAGGUAGCCAGAUCAUGAAAGGUUAUCUGAAUGACCCAGAGGCAACAGAGAGGACCAUAGACAAAGAUGGAUGGUUGUACACCGGUGAUAUUGGGUACAUCGACGACGACGAAGAGCUCUUCAUCGUUGACCGAUUAAAGGAGCUGAUCAAGUACAAAGGCUUCCAGGUGGCCCCCGCUGAGCUUGAAGCCAUGCUGAUCGCCCAUCCUAACAUCGCUGAUGCCGCCGUUGUUCCCAUGAAAGAUGAGGCUGCAGGGGAGGUUCCUGUCGCAUUUGUAGUGAAGUCAAAUGGUUCCAAAAUCAGUGAGGAUGAUAUCAAGAAAUAUGUCUCAAGACAGGUUGUGUUCUAUAAGAGAAUCAACAGGGUUUUCUUCACAGACGCAAUUCCUAAAGCUCCAUCGGGCAAAAUCUUAAGGAAAGAUCUAAGAGCCAGACUCGCAGAAGGGCUAGCAAAUUAGGCCUCACGUAACAGAUUUAAAGUAUGCAUGGAAAGCUCAAUGAUGUAUGGGGUGGGGAAAAUGAAAACCUAGAUUUUUACAGCGUUAAUUUUUUCAUGCCUUUGUAUUAUAUUUGCUCCUCUGUGCAUGGAGGCUGCCACCAACGAUCCAAUAACAGUACUGAGAGAUGCAUGCGACGCUUUGUACUAAUUAAUUUGUUUAAUUACGUAAAUGAUGUUAUGGACAACCCGAGAAAAGAACCUUAGAAAAUGGUUUGUAUCCACGUGUGUUCAAUGUUGAUUCCUUCA
Molecule: messenger RNA, 2003 nt
Organism: Corylus avellana
Lineage: Eukaryota; Viridiplantae; Streptophyta; Magnoliopsida; Fagales; Betulaceae
Source: RefSeq, a predicted model, not a curated record